AUGUUUCUUGCGAAAUUAAUUGAAGAGAACAUUUUCGGAGAACCCGACCACAGAUCAAUUUCAAAGGCUGCGCUGCGUCAUGUGGCCUCGAUCCGAACGUGUCAAUUAUCCCGACCAAAGCAGCUUUUUGCUGAUCGAAUAAACUCCAUCUCCGGAACAUCUAGGAGCUUGAACUUUAUAAAAAUCGAAGAUCUGGCGACGCCGAGGAGCCGAAGAAGAAAGUUUUAUGAGAGCUUGGAUUUAAGUCCUGAAGACAAGCCACAACUUCCAAAAUACACCCCGAUGCGGAGCGCUAGAAUGGUUGAAUCUUCGAAUCCACUGUACAAGUCUAUCAAAGCCAAAACAAAGCAAGACAGACUAAUAAUCCCACGAAAAGUCGACGAGCAACGACUAAUCGAAUUGGCCCAGCCAAAAUCGGAUCAUCGAGCGGCCACUCCUCCGAACUUGCCAAAUGGAAACCAUGUGUUCGUGUCUGAAAAAAUUAUUGAACUGGCGAAGCCAAAGACAAAGGCUAGAGGUAGCGAUAGACAACCUUGCUCUUUCGAAAAGUAG
This is a messenger RNA of Oikopleura dioica, 552 nucleotides long. The record is from the annotation of a GenBank genome assembly. NCBI's taxonomy places the organism in Eukaryota, Metazoa, Chordata, Appendicularia, Copelata, Oikopleuridae.